Messenger RNA from Notolabrus celidotus (New Zealand spotty), 1240 nucleotides. RefSeq names its product probable thiopurine S-methyltransferase. Gene Ontology annotation, molecular function: thiopurine S-methyltransferase activity. The record is from RefSeq and is a predicted model, not a curated record. NCBI's taxonomy places the organism in Eukaryota, Metazoa, Chordata, Actinopteri, Labriformes, Labridae. The transcript has 9 exons. The coding region runs from base 180 to 968 and encodes 262 amino acids.
UACCUGACAGACAACCUCAGGGCAUUAAAGAUUCAGAUGUAUCUCUGUCGAUUGAUCGGGCAAACAGUAUCAUUCAAGAUUCACAUGAUCCCUGCUGCUGCCUGUGAGCUGCUGAACAAAUAUUAGCUGUCUACUGUCAGUAAAGGUAGGCUGUUUGUUUGAAUCCAGAAACCAGAAACAUGCGGGGUUCAGGUUUACUAUGUAAAGGUCUAUGGUUGGUUAUAUGCCAGGCUGCUUCAAGUUUGGCUGAGACAAACAUGACGGGCAUGCUGGCACCACAGGCCAAUCGGGUCAUGGCGAUUGGAGAAUGGGAGGAACGCUGGCAGGAGGACAGGAUUGGUUUCCAUCAGCCUGGUGUACACCAGAUGCUGGAGACACACAUUGAAAAAGUUCUCGCCGGGCGGACUGGAGUUCGCUUCUUCUUCCCUCUGUGUGGGAAAGCUGUGGAUAUGAAGUGGCUGGCAGACAUGGGCCAUUCAGUGGUGGGGGUGGAGAUAUCUGACAAGGCUAUAAAGCAGUUCUUCGGGGAGAACAAUAUGACUUACAGUGAAGAGGAUGUCCCUGCCAUACCUGGAGCAAAGGUUUACAAGGGCUCAGAGAGAAACAUCUCCCUCUAUCAAUGUAACCUGUUUAACUUCUCCAGUUCUGUUGGGGGUCAGUUUGGGGCUAUUUGGGACAGAGGAUCUCUGGUGGCCAUCAACCCACAAGACAGGGAAAAGUAUGCCGCUCUCAUCACUUCCCUCAUGGCCAAAGACUGCAAAUACCUCCUGGACACUUUACUGUACAAUCCUGAAUUAUAUGCAGGCCCUCCAUUUUUAGUCCCGGACGAGCAAGUGAAAAGCCUGUUUGGAAACAGCUGCAAUAUCGAACUCCUGCAGUCGGUGGACGCGCUGCUUGACAGACACAGAGGCUGGGGGCUGGAUUAUCUGACUGAAACUGUACACAUCAUCACCCUAAAAAACAACUAAAAACUUACAUGAAAGUUUAGAGAGCUUUAAGAAAGCAGUUCUUAGAAAUGUCAUUGCUAACACAGAUCCCACUUAAAAAGGUUUUAUUGCUCAGACCUCUUUUUGAUUGUUACAUUUUGGGGCAAAUAAUCCUGCAUGUAAAAUAAAUCAAGAGAAUUUAUAAAAGUAGUUUGAAGCUCACUAUUUUUUAUACAGCCUUGAAGAACUGUAACAUAAGAUUUGAUUGCCUGAAAAAUUAAAAAUGUCAUUUUAAUAAAGUGUCUCUGUCUUUA